AUGAAAUUCGGAUCAAAGAGAGGAUGGAAAACCAUCAUACCCCUUCGUUUGAAAGGCAAAUCAGCCACGUGCUUUUGUUUGUUUCCCAAACCAAGACCAGCUAGCUAUGGUCCAGGUGAUACACCAGUUUAUCUCAAUGUGUAUGACUUGACAACAAUGAAUAGCUAUGCCUACUGGGCAGGCCUCGGCAUCUUUCACUCUGGUGUAGAAGUUCAUGGAGUAGAAUAUGCAUUUGGAGCUCAUGACUACCCAACAAGUGGUGUUUUUGAGGUAGAACCUCGGCAGUGUCCGGGCUUCAAGUUCAAGAAGUCCUUAUUCAUAGGGACCACAUGCCUGGACCCCAUUCAGGUUAGGGAAUUCAUGGAGAGGCAUGCUGCAAGCUAUCAUGGUGAUACAUAUCAUUUGAUUGUUAAGAACUGCAACCAUUUCUGCAAGGAUAUUUGUUACAAGUUGACUGGGAAACCAAUUCCAAAGUGGGUAAAUCGACUAGCAAAAAUAGGUUCAAUAUGCAACUGCAUACUUCCUCAAUCCCUUAAGAUAUCUGCUGUUCGACAUGACCCCUGCGGCCAACCUUAUGAUAGUGAGAAGAGAAGGUUGAGAAGUGCUUUUAGUUGCUUGUCUUCAAUCUCAAUGCGACAAAAACAGCUGUCAACAUCAUCAUUAUUGUUACAAUCGCCUUUGAAAGGCUGCCUACCAUGGGAAUUGAGAAAGUCUAUGAAUGGUUCCUUGAAAGAAAGAUGA
Messenger RNA from Dovyalis caffra, 741 nucleotides. The record is from the annotation of a GenBank genome assembly. NCBI's taxonomy places the organism in Eukaryota, Viridiplantae, Streptophyta, Magnoliopsida, Malpighiales, Salicaceae.